UGAUUAAUAUUCACCUAAGUUUGUUUCACUUUUAGGCAAAAGCAACGACCAUAAAAGAAGCUCUAGCCAGAUGGGAAGAGAAAAGUGGACAGAAGGCUUCAGAGGCAAAGGAAGUGAAACUGUAUGGGCAGGUUCCUCCUGUGGAAAAGAUGGAUGGUGCUCUCUCUGCUCUUGUUAACUGCGAGAAACUGUCACUGUCUACAAAUUGCAUUGAUAGAAUCGCCAACUUGAACAACCUAAAAAAUUUGAGGAUACUGUCUUUGGGAAGAAAUAACAUAAAGAACUUGAAUGGAUUGGAGGCAGUUGCUGAAACUUUAGAGGAGCUGUGGAUCUCAUACAACUUAAUUGAGAAACUGAGGGGUAUCCGUGUAAUGAAGAAACUGAAGGUUCUUUAUAUGUCAAAUAAUUUGGUGAAAGACUGGGCAGAGUUUGUGAGACUGGCAGAGCUGCCAGUACUAGAGGAGCUGGUGUUUGUAGGAAAUCCACUACAGGAGAAAUUUGCCACUGAUCAGAACAGCUGGAUUGAAGAAGCAACCAAACGGGUACCCAAGCUGAAAAAGCUGGAUGGUACCUUAGUUGUUAAAGGAGAAGAGGAAGAAGGAGCAGAAGGAGCAGAAGGAGCAGAAGGAGCAGAAGGAGGAAACUGAUGACACUUUCUUGUUGGGUAUUAAAUUAUUAAAGUAACUCCAGAUAGCUUGGCACAUAAACUUUUAUAAAAGUAUGUUUUGAAGAAAAUCUUUGGGAAGUUUUUAGAAGACCAGCUUAUCUCCACAGUCUCUCACCCAAAGAGUUAGUUACCAAAAAUUGCUCACACUGGUUUUGUCAAGCUUAUGACACCUUCUAUAGAGACUAGUGGAGCUGAGUUUACAUGCUGUUUGGCUAGCAAAAAUUUAUUUAAAUUAAUACAUAGCUAUUUUUAAUUCCUGAUUAGUGGUGCUUGUUGUUCACUCUUGGGUUAUAAAAGAAACAUUUUAGCUUAUUUGGUGCUGCUGGCCAACAUUGAAUUGGAAACUCUGAGGCCAAAAAAACCAUGUUGUGAUUUAGAAAUACCUGACAAGCUUUGUUGUGUUUAAUUUUGUCACGGGACUUUCUCAAUAUUUUUAAUAUGGGAGUUUGCCUUUUCAUUCCUUGAAGUCAAACAGGGUCAGUAGUUGCAGACAUACGCACAAAAAGGUAUUGGUCUGAUGAGUGCUUGUUCCUGGCCUUAGGUCUUGAAAUGGGCUUCUCACAUUGGAACUCAACUGCAUUGCUUAGGAGGCCAUGUAUAACUUAUAUAUUUAUUUAUUUUUAAGAGGCAGUGGGAAUUCUUUGCAUGGUUUCAGUAAGACUAAAAUACCUACUAACUUUGGGGCUUGUCUCUUACUAAGAAAUUACUUUAGAUUGGAAUAUGUGGCUUAUUAGCCUACAGCUGGUUUCUGGCUUUGGAUUGGGUCCUGGUGGACAUAAUCCUUCUCAGUUCUGGAAUCUUCCUAUAAUGAAGUAGGCUGAUAGUAACAGAGAAUCUAACAGCAAACAGAAGACCUGGGCUCAAGGACAUAAAAUUUUGGUUUGGGGAUACUCAUUUUUUGUGAAAGCACAGGUAUAAGCAGUAAGAAAAGCUAUAUGUAGUUAGUGGGGAUGGUGAGAUGAGGUGAGGUGAGGUGAGAUGAGGUGAGAUGAGAUGAGAUGAGAUGAGAUGAGAUGAGAUGAGAUGAGAUGAGAUGAGAUGAGAUGAGAGAAGAGAAGUGGGCAUUGGUAAAAAAAGUAUUGAAGAGGUACUGAAUGUGCUAUAUUGCAGGGUAAUCAGUUACCAGCUCCUUAUGUGGCUAUUUCUAGUGAAAAGCAUUAAACAACGAUGAAGACAUACCUGAUUGCACUGUGGGAUGACAAUAGAGAGUUUUUUCUUUUUGAAGAACAGAUGGAGUCAUCCGAGUAGAUUUUUCUGCAGUUUCUUUUUGUUUUUUUAACAAGCUUUUCUUCUAAUUUGUGGUACUACCUUUUUUUAAAUUGAAGUGGGAACGAGUGUAUCUGUUGGUUCCAGCCCAGCCAUAGAAGGAAUGGGGGCAGAAUGCAACUCUUAGUUAUUUUGUUCGUGAAGGUGUGGCAGGAGUUGAAAUCUUAGAAGUUCAGAGAUGAAAUGGUGGAAUUGGCCCAGGCAACAGUGGUACUGAUCUCAAGCUCCAGGUAUAAUUGCAGUAGGCGAUUCUCUCUAAUCAGUUUCUAAGUGAACACUGUGAAGUAAAUGAUUAGAAGACAAUCACAGUUUAGUUUCAAUAUAUUGUUUCUUAAUCUGUGAUUAUUAGAGGAAUUGUAAAGCAUUCCAAUUUAAGUUGACAUUUUCUGAAGAGGUUUGAGUUUGAUUUGGAUCCAUUACUAAAAGUAAGGUCAAGAGCACAAUGGUAAAAACUCUGGACUCUUCACCCAGCACAAACUAUUUCCAGGCACCUGUUCUCUUUACCAGAAACUACAUUCUUAGUUAGCUAGUUCACUGGAUUUAGACAACUUCAUUUUCAUUUGUUAUUUCUUUAGAAGUAUUCUCCUAGCUUUAUCAUGAGUAAAGGCAGCAUUGACCAAGAAGCACCAUGGAGGAGUAUCUACAGUCAGCAAUCAUUUCACAUGUCUUUUGAAGCCAAGCCACUCCGUUCACUUGCAGCCAAGCACUCUUGGCAAGGUGGGUGUGCUUGGGCAGUACAGAGCUCGUGGCACACUUAGGCCCUGCUGGCCCCAUCUGCUGGGGGGGCCCACAGGGGACUGACUGUGCCCUUGAUGACUGUAAAGUGUGGCUCAUGUGAGCCAGAGUUUGACCAACUCAAAACUUGCCUUCAGAAUGUUCCCAACAAGCAGAAAUGCCAAAUUCAUCUCUUUGUUUGGAGAUAUUUUCAGAAUAGACCACGUGGUGCCCUUCUCCUAGUACUUGGCCACAAAGAAAAGUGGUUGAAGCUGUGGACCUGGUCUCUCCCAGCACAGCUGCAAGACUGGUGUGUAUGGCUGGCUUAGCUCCACACGAUUGUGACAGUAGGAAAAGGGAAUGAUGAGCACAGUCCAAUGCCAAGUAAUCCUGCUGAUUGAUUCUUUAAAUAUGGCCUAAGUGUAUACAUUUCUGAAGUUAUGUUAGAUACAACAAAUACUCUACACUUUGGCUAUACUGGGGCAUUCUGAGAGCAGAAUAGAAACUUAGUGUUCUGACUAUGCUGUAACAAUUGAAGUGAAACACAGGUCCAUUGACAAGUUGUGAGGGAUAAGAGCAGCUCCUGGCUCUCAUAAGUGAUCAGUAGAGGCUACAUCUAUGGGAAUCAGUCCAAAACUCUUGUAGGUGAUGCUAGAGCUGGGUGGAUUGUGGGGCCCACUGGUGUUGGUGCUUUCCACAGAUGAAAUGGCACAAAUUCUCUAGCUCUUUUCUUUGGGGGCUGCAUGAUAAAAACCAACAAGAAAGGAAAAAAAAAUCAUUAUUGAAGGAAGGGGGCAUCCAGUCUUAGCAUAUAAUUUAAAACCCUUUUGAUAAAAACUGUGUGUCAGUCUCAUUGAAGCAAUAUAGUAAGAAAAGAAUUGACAGUGGCUUUUGUUUGUCAGGAGAUGCUUCAUCUUGAAGCUGGUAGCUUCACUUUACCUUGGUUUGCCUAAUGAGUUGUGAUUACUCUCAAGAACAAAAAAAAAACCCCAAACGUUUUCUCCUCCAAAGUAAAGUUUCCCUAAAUUCUUAAAUUUGCACUUUAAAAUUAGGCACUGGAUGUGGUGGAAGAACUAGAAAGGUGGAAGAAUUAAAACUGCUGGUUUGUGUAUUGGUGGUGCUACAUGAUGUUAUGUAUAAGGUGACAGUGACACCUUGGCCUGUGUGCCCACAGGGAGAGUGGAGUGAGAUGCUGGAAGGCCUGGCUUUCACUUGUACACUCUGCUGUUCCCUAUCACACCACAUCCAGUGAAGCGGAAGCACACUAUUAUUCAUGGAUGAAAAGAGCACCCAUGUAAAAUGUGCAAGCCAUGUGGAAUUCUGCUUUUCCCAGUGAAGUUACAGAGGACUAGCAUCCACUUUAUUCCUUAGAGAAAUAUCCUAAAAUUAAAUUAGUGGUAGGAACUAGCUAGGUUUUUUGCUUGUUUGUUGGCACACUUACUUGUCUUCAAAGAGCUGAUUGAUGUAUGCAGUGAUUAUUGAGAACUGAUGGGAAUAUGACAGAAAAGACCUGAGAACCAGCAGAUGACUCAGGUUACACUAGAAGUAAGCUCAUCUAGAAAAACUUCCAAGCAAGAGAGCACUUUUAACAUCCCCUUUGGCAAUCUUUUGUAUACAGUAAUUUUGUAGCAUGAAAAACUGUUAAAUUUGCUGUGUUUAAAUUAUUUAGGCCUAUGUUUAUGUUAUUCUGUGAAACUUGUUCAAAAAUAAUAUAACCUUAUUUUAUACAAAUGUCUUUGGCUGAUGUGUUAUGAAAUAGUUCAGCUUGUGAAGAGUAUUUGGAAACUAAAUUUUGUUCUCAUUAAACUUUCCUAGCUGCUCAGGAAGCAAUGUA
Molecule: messenger RNA, 4481 nt
Organism: Cyanistes caeruleus (blue tit)
Lineage: Eukaryota; Metazoa; Chordata; Aves; Passeriformes; Paridae
Source: RefSeq, a predicted model, not a curated record